This is a messenger RNA of Platichthys flesus (European flounder), 3547 nucleotides long. Its product is annotated as corticotropin-releasing factor receptor 1-like. NCBI's taxonomy places the organism in Eukaryota, Metazoa, Chordata, Actinopteri, Pleuronectiformes, Pleuronectidae. The record is from RefSeq and is a predicted model, not a curated record. Gene Ontology annotation, biological process: adenylate cyclase-activating G protein-coupled receptor signaling pathway; cell surface receptor signaling pathway. Gene Ontology annotation, molecular function: corticotropin-releasing hormone receptor activity; G protein-coupled peptide receptor activity; corticotrophin-releasing factor receptor activity. Gene Ontology annotation, cellular component: plasma membrane; neuron projection.
CGCGCACGGGUCAGUCGCCGGAUGAGGAGCAGAGGAGCAGAGUGCGGAGCUGCGUCGGAGAGGGAGCUGCUGUGCGCAGUGAGUGUGAUGGUGCGCGUGUCUCCGAGGCGCGGUCUCCAGUUUAACGUACAGUGAGGACUUCAGCCGGGGGGACACCGGGAGGACCGGGGAGGACACAUCCUCCAGCCGCGGGCCGAGGGGAGCAUCUCUGCCUCCGGGAAGCUACUGGGGACGAACCAGCACCACUGGUUUCAUCCGGAGACCAUCGCGUGGAGACUUCGCUCCAAAACACACCUCGUCUCCGGGGAAUGCGACUUCCCCUGCGAGCGGAGCCGCGGAGGACAGCUCCUGUGCCGAGAGGAGGACGCACAACGUCCCGGCAACUCUUCACAGAGACCCCCCCCCAUGAUGUGAGGAACUAAAAGGUCUGGAAAUGCGUCGCAGAGGCUUCUUCCUGCUCCAGGUGUGUGCCGUCGUCAGCCUGAUGCCGGCAGCCGCCACCGCCACCGCCGCCAAUCUGACAUGUGAAGACCUGCUCAAGCUGUCAGGGAACUUCUCACUGGCGUCCCUGGUGGCCUCCUGGAACCAAACCCUGGGCAACGCCACAAGUCAGUGGAGCGGCUCUGGACUCUACUGUGACACCUCCAUCGAUGGCAUCGGCACCUGCUGGCCCAGGAGCGGCGUCGGCCAGAUGGUGUCGCGACCCUGUCCAGAGCUGUUCCACGGGGUCAAGUACAACACCACCAAUAACGUUUAUAGGAACUGUCUCUCCAACGGGACGUGGGCGCUGAAGGGGAACUACUCCAUGUGCAAGGCCAUCCUGGAGGAGAAAAAGUCCAAGAUGCACUACCAGAUCGCGGUGAUCAUCAACUACCUGGGUCACUUCAUCUCCAUGGUGGCUCUGCUGGUCGCCUUCUUCCUCUUCUUGUGUCUGAGGAGCAUCCGCUGCCUGAGGAACAUCAUCCACUGGAACCUCAUCACCGCCUUCAUCCUGAGGAACGCCACCUGGUUCAUCGUCCAAAUGACCAUGAGCCCCGAGGUGCACGAGAGCAACGUGAUCUGGUGUCGCCUCGUCACCGCCUCCUUCAACUAUUUCCACUCCACCAACUUCUUCUGGAUGUUCGGCGAGGGCUGCUACCUGCACACGGCCAUCGUCCUCACCUACUCCACCGACAAGCUGCGCAAGUGGAUGUUCAUCUGCAUCGGCUGGUGUAUCCCGUUCCCCAUCAUCGUGGCGUGGGCCAUCGGGAAGCUCUACUACGACAACGAGAAGUGCUGGUUCGGGAAGCAAGCCGGUGUUUAAGGCCCCAUGAUCCUGGUGCUGGUGAUAAAUUUCAUUUUCCUCUUCAACAUCGUGAGGAUCCUGAUGACCAAGCUGCGAGCGUCCACCACGUCAGAAACCAUCCAGUACAGGAAGGCUGUGAAGGCCACGCUGGUGCUGCUGCCUCUCCUGGGAAUCACCUACAUGCUGUUCUUCGUCAACCCCGGGGAGGACGACAUCUCUCAGAACGUCUUCAUCUACUUCAACUCCUUUCUGGAAUCCUUCCAGGGCUUCUUCGUGUCCGUGUUCUACUGCUUCCUGAACAGUGAGGUGCGCUCGGCGGCGAGGAAGCGUUUCCACCGGUGGCAGGAGCAGCACUCCAUCCGAGUCCGGAUGACGCAGGCCAUGUCCAUCCCCACGUCCCCUUCACGGGUCAGUUUCCACAGCAUCAAGCAGUCCACGUCGCUAUGAGAUGCCUGGUCCUGCCGUGCAAACACACACACACACUCGCACACACACACACACACACACAUUGAGGUGUGUUUUCUGCCGCAUCACUGGAGUUCACUGAAACACUUAACGAGCUUCGGCUCCACAGCCCGAGAGCGAGAGCAGCGUCCGGCUGCUGAACCUCCGGGGGGACAUUAGACUCUGAGGGACGAGGACGCUGAGGACUUUGAGACCGGAGGCUAGUGGGUCACGAGGAGCACGAGACCACGCUGGCUCUGAAUGUACAGCACUCCAUCUCCUGUCCUGUUCUCUGUUGUAUUCCUGAUUCUGCUGGAACCACUGGACUGCACUGACCUGGAUCCAGCGCUGCAGACACUGGACUCAUUGUUACUCUAAUCUCAUUGUUUAGAUUCUAUUUUCAGUUUUUUUUUUUGGUUGUAUUGCGUUGUCACAGUGAUUGUGUGAUCACCGUGUUUGUGUUGAUUUGGUGUUGUGCGAUCCUCCUCAGUUCUCUGUCAGCUCGGUGCAGUCGUGCUACUUUCAUCAACUUUCCAGAGCGUUAAACUCAUUCCUGACUUUCUACCUGAGGAGACAUGGUUCCAGAAUAAUAAUUCCAUGUUGGAGAAAACUAAGACUUUCUGGAUUUGUUCAGAUAUGCAGUUCUCUCUCGGCCGGUGUCUCAUCCUGCCGAGGGAUGAGACACCGGGAAAUUGUUCUGGAUUCUUUGAGAAAUAACAAACAAGUGAAGGAACCAGGGUGAAAACACGAGGUCCCUGGUGGAGGUAAUAAAGGUGUUGAUGUGAGGAAGCUAACGAUGAAUUCAAACCUCUAUAAUAUUUACUUUCACAUUCAUGGUUGAAUGUGAUGUGGAGCAAACCUCUUCUGCUAAAUACAGAGUUACCUCUUGUUGAGUCUCCAGCAGCGAGAUCCAGUGGAACCAGUAGAGCAGAAGGAUCUGUGUGAAGGCGUUUACUGAUUUCUUGUAAAUAUAAAUUAUGGCGCGGGGUGUUUAAAACAAUCCAGUGAAGUCGUGACAGAUAUGAACCAAAACAGGAAACACAGACAAACCCCACACACUGUAAACCACACGGGCACCUCCUCCAUGUGACCGCUCACAGUCCACAUUCCGACCGGUUUGCCUCACGCCUGUGCUUUUCUACCAACUGCUGUUUUUGUCAUCUUUCUUUUUGUCAUGGUGUUGUUUUUGUUGUCAUCAUGUCACAUGAUGUGUGAGUCCUGGUUGUGAUAAAGUGACAGAUUCAUAGACUGUGAAUGAAGAUGGACGAUGGGUCACCACCUCCUCCCGCUGUCUAGAAAUGAAGCUCUAGUAAAAACUCUGGUGAACAUUUGGCACCAGAGUCAGUGGUGAUCAGAGGGUUUCGUGUCCCUUCUGCUAACAUGGAGGAGGAGGAGCUUAUGACCUAUACUGCAGCCAGUCACUAGGGGGCGUCCAUGUUUAUUUGCAGUCGAUGUUCAGAUCUGAGAAAAGAGAAUUUCCCGUGUUUUAUUCUGAUGAGUUUUUUUUUACACAUGCUCCAAUUCAACAAAACUCUUGUGCACUCUUUUUGCAAUGUGAAGGAAGUUUCCCCUAAUAAUAAAAAUGAAGAUAUUUUAUUUUUUAAAUACAGAAAUCGAAUAUGUUUAGUGAGUCUGUCAGUGACAUGUUGUUGUUUCCAGCACAGAAGAAAACACUGACUUCUCCUUUUGUGUGGUGGUCAAUCGAAGUCACUAUGUUAUUCACUUUAUCAUAAUUAUUUAUUGUUAUUUAUUUCUAUUAUAUUGUUAUUUUCAUACUUGGAAAGAUGUCAAGAGAUAAUAAUAAACCUGGGUGUUGAC